GUUCGAGGAAAACAUCCCGAAGAAUCACGUUGCGAACGGUUCUUUGCGGUUUUUUAUGAAACAAGAUGGAUCCUGUCACGUUGUCGUCGAAAGCCAGCGUUGAGCAUUUGGUUGUCGAUGCCGGUGGAUUUAUAAAGAACACAGCGCUCCAUGAAGUUGGACGAAGAAUCUACACCCUCCCAGAAGUGAUCAGUGAAAUAAAGGACAAUGCUACGAAGCAGAGGCUUCAAGUAUUGCCGUAUGAAAUUCAGUACAGAGUGCCACCUCCAGAAAUUAUUAAGAUCGUUACAGAUUUCUCGAAGCAAACGGGAGAUUACCCAAGUCUCUCAGCGGUUGACAUCAAGGUUCUCGCCCUCACCUACCUGUUAGAGAAGGAGUUUAUCGGAACAGAGCACCUCUGCCAGAAGCCCAAGUCAACUCAGGUGUUGCCGCACGAUGCAUUGAAGGGUGCUACAGCCUCCCCCGGUUUCUUUGGUCCUGCAAAUAAUGUGCUAGAAGUCGAACAAGUCCAUAACGAACGUGUGCAAGAGGGUUCAGGAGACUCCCGUAUUAAGAGCGACCAGCAGGAAAAGGAUGAGUCGUGCACGAAUGAAAGCAGCGAGAACGAAGAAUCCGAAGAGGAGGAAACAUGGAUAACGCCAUCCAAUAUCACAGAGAUAAAACGACAGAUGGGUGCUCUGACUGUGGAAGAUGGAAUUAUGCCCGUGGCCUGCAUUUCCACUGACUUUGCAGUGCAGAACAUGCUAAUUCAAAUGGGACUCAAGGCAGUGUCUGUGGAUGGGAUGAUGAUCAAGCAUGCCCGAACAUUCAUUUUGAGAUGUCAUGCCUGUUUUACUACUACAAAGAUCAUGACAAAGCAGUUUUGUCCUGGCUGUGGCAACAAGACCCUAAAAAGGGUGUCAGUUUCAGUGGAUGAAGAUGGAACUACCAGACUCUUCAUCAACUACAAGAAACCAAUCAACAUUCGUGGUACCCGGUUCUCCCUGCCAACACCCAAAGGAGGCAAGCAUGCAAAGAACCCCAUUUUGUGCGAGGACCAGCCCGUGCCCCAGAACCGCCUGUCAAAGAUGGCUCUGAGCAAGGUGGAUGCCUUGGACCCAGACUACCUCUCCAGGAAUUCCCCCUUCAAGGUGAACGACGUGUACAGCCGUUCAGCCAACCUCAAUGUCCGAUUAGAUCACCUCGGAUCCCGGAACCCGAACCAAGUCAAGCGAAACACCGGUAACCACAAGAAGAAGAGGCAGUGAUCCACAUGUUUUUCGUUUGGAGUCAAUAAAAGGAUGGUACUUA
Molecule: messenger RNA, 1290 nt
Organism: Ixodes scapularis (black-legged tick)
Lineage: Eukaryota; Metazoa; Arthropoda; Arachnida; Ixodida; Ixodidae
Product: RNA-binding protein NOB1
Exons: 8
Coding region: 66-1247 (393 amino acids)
Biological process (GO): ribosomal small subunit biogenesis; maturation of SSU-rRNA
Cellular component (GO): preribosome, small subunit precursor
Molecular function (GO): RNA endonuclease activity
Source: RefSeq, a predicted model, not a curated record